Molecule: messenger RNA, 5063 nt
Organism: Argentina anserina (silverweed cinquefoil)
Lineage: Eukaryota; Viridiplantae; Streptophyta; Magnoliopsida; Rosales; Rosaceae
Product: nuclear pore complex protein NUP160
Exons: 26
Coding region: 65-4507 (1480 amino acids)
Cellular component (GO): nuclear pore
Molecular function (GO): structural constituent of nuclear pore; protein binding
Source: RefSeq, a predicted model, not a curated record
AAUUUCAUAGUUGGGAAGUGAAUAAUAAACCCCUGAGACUAGGGUUUUGCCAUCGUCGGUAGCCAUGGAGGUCCCAAUCCUCGGCAGCGAUUCACUCAAGUGGCUCGAGUUCCCCGUUCCCUCUUCUUCUUCCAAUGCUGCCUCCGAUACUUGCGCCCCUCUCACUCACGACUGCGCAUCUUCCAUCGCCAUUGGAGACCCUCCCGCAUAUCUCAUCUACAGAAUCCACAAGCACCUCCCUCACGCCCUCGAACUGUUCGAGCUCUGUCCCGACAAGGAAUUCCCAAAACUCGGCCUGCGAAUCACUUUUCCACAAGCACUUUCUUCCUCCGUUUUCCUCUGCAAAAAUGAGAUUGAUGUUGGCUCCAGGAGCCAUCCCUAUUUGCUUUAUGCACUCACCGUCGCCGGAGUCGCCUACCUUUUGAGGCUCGGAACCGUCUCUAACUAUGCCUCCAGCUCUGUUGUUAGAGAGAUUAGCUUGCAUCCCCACGGGCCUAUAGCAAGUGCGGCGGCGACGACCACUGGAUGUCUUGUUGUAGGCCGGAACGACGGCUCCCUUGCUUGCUUUCAGCUUACACUUGAGUCCAAUGCUCCUGGUUUUCUGCAAGAGCUUCGGGAUGAUCCAGGAAUUGGUAGUCUGUGGGGUUUCAUGUCAAGGGGUAGGACGGUAGGGGCUGUCCAGGACUUGGCUAUAUCUAUGGUGCGUGGGAAACCACUUAUAUUUGCAAUAUAUACGGAUGGGAUGUUACGUGUAUGGGAUCUUUCAUCUCAUCUCAGGCUCUUUUCCCAUAAAUUGAAUGGUCCAACAAUGGCAGGAGCUGCCUUGGUAAGGUUGUGGAUUGGUCAAGCUGACAACGAUUCAAGCACAAUCCCUUUGGCAAUGUUGUACAGAGAUAAUUCGGAAAUUUGCUCUGAGGCUAUCCACGUAUAUAGUCUUCAUUGUAAUGUGGCAGAAAGAAUUGCUCUAUUGAUGGAUCCUUCAGAACAAGUUAUUCCUAUUGAGGAUGGAUGGAUUGAUGUCAAACUUGUUUCCAACAAGAUAUGCAUAUUGAAAAAUAAUGGACUGAUGCUUCAUGAGCUGCAUAAAAAUGUCAGCAUGGUAGAUGCAGUUUGUUAUGCUUUGCAAGAGGACUUUGUUGCAGAUCAACUCUUUCAAAGUUCUGAGCAUUCUUCGGAUGACCUUUUUGUGAUAACUCAUUCAAUAUUGUCAUCUUCAAAGGAUCAUAUUCUACCGAUUGUAUCUUCUAUUAUCUUGCGUAGGCUGCUUCUUCCUGGCAUUCAUCAUAAUGCUGCUUUACGCACAACUUUAUUGGAUUAUAAUAGGCACUGGACUGAGUCAGAUUUCCACUCCUUAACUGCUGAUGGGUUGAAGAAGGAAAUUCUUUCCCUGAUUGAACAUGAGGGUCUGACUGGUAAUUCAUCAUCAAUAUUUUGCUGCUGGAAAAUAUUUUGUGCUCGCUAUUUCCAGAACUGGUGCAAGAGCAACGGACCAUGUGGCCUUCUUGUUGAUUCCUCAACCGACACUGUUGGUUUAAUUAGAAAGAGUUCAGUAUCGUCUUUUCGUUCUUUGGAGGAUAUUGAGCGGGUCAAUGAUGGCUCUUUGGAUGAACUUGGCAAUUUUCCGAGCUUUGGAUUGGAUUCAUCUGAUGAGGCUCUUGAUUGUGAUCUACUUGCUGAAAUGCUCAGAUGUGUCAUUUAUGUCAACCAGCAAUUGGGGAAAACAGCUUCAGCUAUAUUUUAUGAAUUACUCAUUAGUGCACCCCCAGUUAUCUCAUCUGAAGAAAUUAUUCCACGCCUUUUGAAGAUUUUAGAAACUGGAUAUAGUUCAACAGCAUCAAUGCUCCAUAUAUCAGGUCUUGGACCUGAUGUUGCCUGGGAGAAAAAACUAGCAGAUCACAAAAAUUUGAGGAAAUUUUCUAUUGACAUGAUGUUGUCUCUUCAUGCUUUGCACAAGAAAUCUGGCUCAUGGAGCCAUAUAUUAAGUGUGAUUGAGAACUAUCUAAAGUAUCUCAUACCUCAAAAAAUGAUACAAAAGUAUGAUGCUGAAGUAGUUUUGGAUAUCAAUGCCGCCAUCUUGGUCCAGGCUACAUCUCAAGUUGCAAAGGUUAUGCUUGAGUCUGCACUGGAUAUUCACCUGUUUUUAAGCUAUCUAGUGAGCAUUAGUGGGCAGAUUAAUAUGCUACAUGAUGAUAUAUCCAAAAUACAACUCGAGUUGAUUCCAAUGAUUCAAGAGAUCAUUUAUGAAUGGCUUCUCUUACAUUUCUUUGCCACCACACCAUCUGAAUCGGCGGCAAUUGAAGAUUUCAGCUCUCAGCUUUCAUUGUUACAAAUUGAUAGCAACAAAGGCAGAAGAUCAUGGAAUGAGAAGCUUGGGAAGUGCGAGUUCACUCUGGCUUUUAUAUUCUUACUUAAUGUUAGAAGUUCCUCCAGAGAACAGAGCCACUAUGAUCUAAGAAGCAUACCAAAUGUUCAAGACAUAGUUGAUUCAGUACGGGAAUUUGCGAGCUGGACCAUGUUGGGUCAGAAUGGAGAAUCCCUUACUCUCCUAAGGCGUGCAGCAGAUCUUGCAUUCAUCCUGCUAAGGCACGGGCAAUAUGAUGCUGUUGAGCACCUACUCACUAUUGUGGAGGCACAUUUACUAAAGGAGAAAACUUCUCACGGUAUUCAAGCUACAGAUGGUGGAUGGUGCAUACUUCAUCAUCUUUUAGGAUGCUGCUUCCUUGCUCAGGCACACCGUGGGUUACAUGGGGUCCUGAAAGAGAGGAAAGUUCAUGAAGCUGUUCGCUGUUUCUUCAGAGCUGCAUCUGGAAAAGGAUCAGCGCAGGCUUUACAAAGCUUGCCUCAGGAAGCGGGGCUGCCACCACUUGGUAUUAAUGGUAUCGUAUCAGAUGCUGCAUGGAGGCUCCAUUACUAUCAGUGGGCAAUGCAGAUAUUCGAACAAUAUAAUAUUAGUGAAGGUGCAUGUCAGUUUGCUCUUGCUGCGCUUGAGCAAGUUGAGGAAGCUUACAGUUCAAACAAUCAGUCCCAUGACAGGGCUGCAUUGAAUGAAUCAGUAUCUACCAUCAAAGGAAGUCUUUGGGCACAUGUUUGCAAGUUUACUUUAGAUCUUAAUCUGUUUUAUGAUGCAUAUUGUGCCAUAAUUUCAAAUCCAGACGAGGAGAGCAAGUACAUUUGGUUGAGGCGUCUUAUAAUUGUUCUUUAUGAACGUGGUGCUAUAAAGAUUCUUUGUGGUGGUCAGCUGCCAUUCAUUGGUCUUACAGAGAAGGUAGAACAAGAGCUUGCCUGGAAGGCAGAACGGUCAGACAUUUUAGCAAAGCCAAACUUAUAUAAGUUGCUAUAUGCAUUUGAAAUGCAUCGGCAUAACUGGCGAAAAGCAGCAAGCUACAUGUACCUUUAUUCUGCUCGUUUGAGGACUGAAACAUCUCUCAAAGGUUACCAGCAAUUGUGGCGAUCACUGAAAGAGAUUCUGAAUGGGCUCUCUGCUGCUAUCAACGCACUUCAUCUUGUUCAUCCAGCAUAUGCUUGGAUUGAUCCUCUGCUGGAGAGAAAUACUCUCCACAACGAGCAGUAUCCAAGUAAAAAGGCUAGAAUAACAAUUGAAGACCAGCCAGGCAAUGAUGUUGAUCUUCAAAGUUGGAAAUUUUAUAUAGAUAUUCAGAAAAUUGAAAAUGAGUUUGUGCUUACAUCAGCAGAAUAUCUGCUGUCACUGGCACACGUCAAAUGGACAAACACAGGAACAAAAAGAGCACCAUUAGAGUUGGUUGAUCUCUUGAUUCAGACGAAUCUAUAUGAUAUGGCAUUUACAGUUCUCUUAAGAUUCUCUAAAGGUUCAGAGUUGAAGAGGGGAUUGGAGAGAAUUUUUUCUGCUAUGUCACUGAAAUGCUGUCCGCAUAUAGUUGAUUCUUCAAGAGUUGGGGAUGAUCCCACAAAACAGGGUCUUCUUUUGACAUCUUCAAAGGAUGAAGUGAUCGUUCAUGGUUCGCCAGAUAUGUGUUUAUCAAAUCAGCAAUCCAACGGAACUAGUCAAUGGGGAACCCUCGAACUUUAUCUUGAAAGAUAUAAAGUGUUCCAUGCACGUCUACCACUAAUUGUUGCUGAAACUCUUCUUCGUACGGAUUCUCAAAUUGAACUGCCUCUUUGGUUGGUUAAAUUGUUCAAGGACGGCAAGAGGGAUAAAACAUUGGGGAUGACUGGCCAAGAAUCAAAUCCGGCAUUGUUGUUUCAACUAUAUGUUGAUUAUGGUCGAUAUAGAGAAGCUACGAAUCUGUUGCUUGAGUACAUAGGUUCUUCUGCAUCCAUGAGACCUGCCAACAUCAUGAAUCGUAAAAGACCAUUUGGAGUGUGGUUUCCCUAUACAACAAUUCAGCGCCUCUGGUGCCAGCUGGAGGAAAUGGUAAAAUCAGGUUACAUGGUAGAUCAAUGUAAGCAGCUCAAAGAUUUGCUACAUGGAGCUUUGCUGAAGCAUCUGGAACUGGUAAAGGUGGACUCGGAAGAUGCACUUGGUUGAGUUACUUCAAAAAGAAAAAAAAGAUGGAAACACUUGUCAUGCAAUCUUGAAGACUCGCAUCAUUUUCUGUAAAGACAUGCUGCAGCUAUAACCGGGCAAGAUUGCAAGACUAACAAGACAGUACUGGGCCUCCUAACACAGGAUAUGAAAUGCUUGGUAGUUGGUACUCAUCACAGUAACUGAAAUGAGGCCUACCUCUUAGGAUAAGAAAACUAGAACACAACAGAUUGUAUUUUCGGUUGCAGCAAAUUUUAGCUAUUGAAUUCUCACAAGAAAAUUAAAGAAGAUGGUGUUGAUAAAACCAAGAUGAGCUUUUUGUAUUAGGCAGCAGGAAACUCACCUCUGUACGUUUUAACUCGGAGGUGAUCACUGAAAAUAGUUAUCUCCGAGCCACAUGUAUAUAACCACUUGCAGAUGGGGAAUAUAUUUCUUCAUGAUUUGUGAACUUGCUACAACUGCAGUUUAUACUGGAAGCCAUCACUUUCUUUUGUUGGUAAAAUUGGAAGUUGAUGCAAAUUCGUUGAUCAAUCUACGAAGUAUAACUCAGCAACCAGUG